AUAAGUAAUGUUGAAUGUAUUCCGAUUAGUUUGUGUCAAUGGUCUGGAUUGGACGCAGUCGAUCUCGAAGUGUUUCAAAAGUUUAGACAUAAUAUAUCAGUAUGAGGAGCUUCAUCUUCAUCACAGUGCUGUCAGCACUCACAGCCUGCUAUGGUGCUUCUGUCCUCCCGGACAACAAUGAAAUGAUUACCGUUGUAUAUGAUGACGAGGCACCCAACGGAAGGAUUGUAUCUGACGCAGAAUUUAAAAACAGCGUAAUAAUUCCUGACAAUUGGGUCCUAUUAUCUGAAUGGAGAUGUGACGCACCGCCGAUAAACAACCAGGUACAGCGUGUUGGCGUAAGAUAUGAGGGAGAUCCCAGCAUUCGGAUAGGACAAGUCUCUGUAAGUUAUUUCCCACCUGCUCCACAUAUAGCAUAUGGUCAGUUGGGAAAUUAUUUCAUGGAAGUCAAUAUAACAACACCUGUCGGCAGAGAGGUCAGGUCCACUGUAGGAAUGUACUAUAGAGCAUAAUGGAACUAAUAUUUACUUGGAAACUGCGACAUCACUAUAUAAAAAAUAUUAUGUUUUAAAAUAAACACAUUGUGGUAUAAACUAAUACUGAAUUGUAUAAAAAUUAUAUGAAUAAAAACCUGGUAUUUUUUUUAAACGCCUCGACA
Messenger RNA from Spodoptera litura, 658 nucleotides. RefSeq lists its product as uncharacterized. Lineage: Eukaryota; Metazoa; Arthropoda; Insecta; Lepidoptera; Noctuidae. The record is from RefSeq and is a predicted model, not a curated record.